This is a messenger RNA of Necator americanus (New World hookworm), 393 nucleotides long. RefSeq lists its product as uncharacterized. Gene Ontology annotation, cellular component: ribosome. Gene Ontology annotation, biological process: translation. The coding region runs from base 1 to 393 and encodes 130 amino acids. NCBI's taxonomy places the organism in Eukaryota, Metazoa, Nematoda, Chromadorea, Rhabditida, Ancylostomatidae. Gene Ontology annotation, molecular function: structural constituent of ribosome. The record is from RefSeq and is a predicted model, not a curated record. The transcript has 3 exons.
AUGAGCCGCGUACGUACCAAGACCGUGAAGAAAGCCUCGCGAGUCAUUAUCGAGAAGUACUACACUAAGAUCACUCAUGAUUUCCACACCAACAAACGCAUCUGCGAUGAGGUUGCCAUCAUUGGUAGCAAGCAGCUUAGGAACAAAAUUGCUGGAUACAUCACUCAUUUGAUGAAACGAAUUGAGAAGGGUCCCGUUCGUGGUAUUUCCAUUAAGCUACAAGAAGAGGAACGUGAGAGGAGGGAUAACUACAUGCCCGAAAUCUCCGCCGUUGAUGCUUCCGUGAUUGGACAACUCAAAGUUGACCCCGUUACCAAGCACAUGUUGGAAUCCAUGGAUUUCAACCUCCCCAACGUUGUUGUUGACGAGCAGAAGAGCCUAAAGAAGUACUGA